This is a messenger RNA of Bombus pascuorum, 2235 nucleotides long. Its product is annotated as endoribonuclease CG2145-like. The coding region runs from base 14 to 2113 and encodes 699 amino acids. The record is from RefSeq and is a predicted model, not a curated record. Gene Ontology annotation, molecular function: RNA endonuclease activity. Lineage: Eukaryota; Metazoa; Arthropoda; Insecta; Hymenoptera; Apidae. The transcript is spliced from 7 exons.
AACAACUGUAAUAAUGAAAUUCAAGACUAUUACGUAUUUUCUUAUAUUUAUUUGUGUGUUUUUUGUAAUCUAUGGUACUAGCGCAAAAUAUAGAUUUGGCAGUAAAACAAGUUUCGGUAAAGGAUCAUUUCAUGGAUCAACACAUGGAAGAUCACGUGGAACAUCACAUGGAACAUCACGUGGAUCCUUAUCUGGAACAUCACAUAGAAUCCCAUAUGGUGGAACAUCAAAUGGAGCAAAUUCUAAUCAAAGAGUUCAUGAAUAUGGAGUAUCUAAUAGUAAACCUUCGCAUCCCACAGGAAAUUCUGCUGGAUCAACCGAACAAAAUAAAAAUAUUAAUACCGAUUUCCUAAAAGCCGAGGGUGGAGGAGCUACACGACCAGGUCAUGCAACAAUAGGCCAAGCAAAUCCGGCCUGGAGUAAUCCUUAUUUAAGAGACAAUAAACCAACUGCACCAGCUCAACAACAUUCUCUAGCUUACUCAGAAGCUAAUAAAUCGCCUGUUCCAAAUUCUCUACCAGCUGCACCAGGCUUUCAACCACCCCCAAUUGGAUUUAAGUAUCCACAGACUCAUUCAACUAGUGGUGGUACUUAUCCUACUAAUCCUAUACAUAUAUCUUCGAAUCCUAUUUCUCAUCCAAAUUACCCAACAAAUCCAAUACCAUCAGGGAAUCCUUAUUCUACACAUUCUUCUUCAUUCUACCCAGCAAAUUCAAUGCCAUUAGGGAAUCCUUACUCUAUACAUCCUUCUGGACCUGCUUUUAAUGUACCUGGACAUUCUCCUUUUAAUUAUCCACAGCAAACACAUGUACUUGCACAACCUGCAGUACAGCCAUUUGUACCUGGCCAAACUAUUCUAAUGACGCCUGGACAACAAGAUUCUGGUCGAGGUUUUGGCCAAAUGGUCAAAGAGGCGCUUGUCUUUUCAACAAUUAACGCAGGAGUAAAUAGAUUAAUAAAUCCUCAUACUCAUUACGUAGAAACGAAGCCUGCAGACUCUGCCCCACCAACUCCUACAACUCAUGUUACUUACAAUAAUCAAUAUUUUAAUACUGUAUCUGACGGCUAUAACAAAAUGAAUCCCGCAAACGUACCACAAGGAACUGAAUUUCCUAUCUCUCCAACUGGACUCCCUAAUUUUCCAAAUGGACCAUUUACUUCAAAUGUAGGAGGAAAUAAUAUCCCUUCAUCAGGAAGUGCGAGUCCAAACAUACCAGACAUUCCAAGUUCAACUACAAGACACGUCUUUGGAUCAGGCAUAAAUGAGAAUGUAACUUCUCCAACUGGAUCUAAUAAUCCUGCUAAUAUAAACAAAUCAUUUGAUUAUACGAUCUCGGACGAUGAACUUUUUAGAAUAUCAGAAGAGCUGUUCGCAAAAAAUUCACGCAACAUGAACAACUACAUAAAAAUGAAUUUACAGACUCGAGUUACGUCAAGCAACAUAACGGAUGAGGCCAAAAAACCAUUAUUCGAAGUAGACCCAGAAUUAUUAGAGUAUCCAUCAAUUUACGCAAUACGAACUCUAUACGAUAGCUACGAGUAUGAUUCUCGUAAAAAAUUGAACCGCACUUUGGAAAUAAGGAAACAAGAGAAUCUUUUGCUCGACAUCUUCCUAAACACAAACGAGAUGUCAAGAGCUAUGGAAUGGCUAGCUGAUCGUGGGUUUAUCGCUCCGGAUGAUUUCGAACGAAAAGACGUACUUCGUCGAAUUUGGUUUACUGUAUUCAACGGAAGUACAUGUGGAUUCGAGCGUGUGUUUGCGUCUGAAAAAUAUGGCACAGCCAUUAUUGGUGUGCAAGAUUGGAUUUAUUUCGAAAACCAAGAAUCUUUGAAACGCAUAGAUUACAUGGGCUAUGUAGAUAAGUUGGAUCUUGGAAGUACUGCUUCGUUGGUGAAAUUAAACUUCCAACAAGAUGGAAACAUUAGACAAAAUGCAACAAUAUUUGUGGGUACUCUACCUGAGCUGGAGAUGGCUUUGUACACAAUAUGCUUCUACGCAAGAUCGAAUGAUCUCUGCCCAGUUUCCCUCGGCGCCACUAAGUUCACCAUUUAUACGCAUUCAUUUAUCUAUUUCGGAAUCCAAAUUAUAGAUUUCGCUUCUCCAAUGUUUUAAUAUACAAGAUAUGUUAUACGUAGUAAUUAUUGUAUAUAUAGGGAUCAAUAUAAUGUAGGCUAGAUUGUUCUAUACAUGUAGAUAAUUCAUUAUCAGCAAUAAAGUUAUUAACGAAAAGAAAA